Messenger RNA from Oppia nitens, 1747 nucleotides. Its product is annotated as calcitonin gene-related peptide type 1 receptor-like. Gene Ontology annotation, molecular function: G protein-coupled peptide receptor activity; peptide hormone binding. The coding region runs from base 65 to 1747 and encodes 560 amino acids. NCBI's taxonomy places the organism in Eukaryota, Metazoa, Arthropoda, Arachnida, Sarcoptiformes, Oppiidae. Gene Ontology annotation, cellular component: plasma membrane. The transcript has 18 exons. Gene Ontology annotation, biological process: cell surface receptor signaling pathway; adenylate cyclase-modulating G protein-coupled receptor signaling pathway. The record is from RefSeq and is a predicted model, not a curated record.
GUUUACUUCAAUUUACAUCACAUCUACAUUACUAUUGGUUCUUGAAUUGAAACAAUUCAUAGUAAUGGGUCACGACGUUAACCGUUUCCGCAACAAUUUGAAUGCCUAUCCCUCACAAUAUUUUAGGGCAUCUUUCAAUUGCACACAAACGGCACACUUAACGCCUAAAGGAUGGCAUCAAAGUGAUUCCUACUGUACGACAACAUUUGAUGGGAUCGGUUGUUGGACGGCAUCACUCGGUAAUACUACUGUUGUAAUUCCCUGUCCUGAGUUUAUCGACGGUUUUAACAGUUCAAAUACUGCCAUUAGAAAUUGUUUGGUAAAUGGUUCAUGGGCAUUAACAAAACAUGGUGUCGACCAGGGUGAUUAUUUUAAUUGCCACAACGAUCCACAUUUUCAACUCAAGAAACUUGAAGACCAACAGUUGCAUGAGUUAUGGGAAGAGAUGGAGAAAUUGGAUCCCUUGCCAUACAGUAACAUACAUACGGCUCAUGCAUUUGAGGACUGUAUCGAUACAGUACUAGUUGGUCCAAAAACACAAAAUAAAGAGCUGUUAUACUGUCCCCGAACUUUUGAUGGUUGGGGUUGUUUUAAUGACACGUUGGCCGGUCAGGUGGCUUAUAUCUCAUGUCCUGAUUUUAUUACUGGAUUUGUAUCCACACGAAAGGCACGUAAGGAAUGUCAGACAACUGGUGAAUGGUAUAGACAUUUCAAGACCAACAAGACGUGGUCUAAUUAUACUGAUUGUGUUGAUUGGGAUGAUCUCCAGUUUCGUCAAUCUGUUAACAAUAUCUAUAUAACCGGUUACUCCAUAUCAUUGGUAGCACUACUCAUAUCAUUGGCUAUCUUCUUCUCAUUCAAGUCACUUUCAACGCAAACCAGAAUAAGGAUUCACAAAAACUUUUUUCUUAGUUUCAUCAUUAAUAAUCUCAUGUGGAUAGUUUGGUAUUUAUCAAUAGUAUCGGAACCAAAUGUAUUGAAUGAAAAUCCUAUAUGGUGUCAAGUGAUUCACGUAGCCGUUCACUACUUUAUGGUUUGUAAUUACUUUUGGAUGUUUUGUGAGGGCUUGUAUUUGCAUACAUUACUGGUCAUUGCAUUUGUAUCGGAAAAUAAGAUACUUAAAUGGUUUUAUUUGUUGGGAUGGGGUAUACCUAUACCUAUGAUUCUGAUAUACGCUUUGUUGAGGAGUAACUCUCAUGAUCCUAAAGAUACCCAUUUGUGUUGGAUUGAGGAAGGCACAUUUAACUUAUUAAUAACUGGUCCAGUUUGUAUGUCACUAUUGCUCAAUCUAUUUUUCUUGAUUAAUAUCGUGCGAGUAUUGGUUACAAAGUUAAGGGCAGUCAAUACGUCAGAUACUCAUCAAACCAGGAAAGCCGUUCGGGCGACACUUAUUUUAAUACCUUUAUUGGGCCUACAGUUUAUGCUAACACCGUUCAGACCCGAAACCAGGACUACAGCCGAAAAAAUUUACGAAAUAGUGUCCGCAAUCGUGACGUCGCUCCAGGGAUUAUGUGUUGCACUACUGUUUUGUUUCUUCAAUGGAGAGGUAUUGCAAAAUCUAAAGAAAAAGUGGAACCAAACUCUACUAAAUCAUGGAUUAUCUUCAGAUACCCGACUCUCAUACGCGGCCACAACUGUUUCAACACUCGCCUAUGAGACACAAGAUAUACCGCUUAAGUUUGUCCACAGGAGUGAUGAAAUGGACGCAUCGAUCAAAGAGAAACAAUUGAUGUUAAGGGAAAUAUAG